Messenger RNA from Nelumbo nucifera (sacred lotus), 1458 nucleotides. RefSeq names its product putative cysteine protease RD19B. Lineage: Eukaryota; Viridiplantae; Streptophyta; Magnoliopsida; Proteales; Nelumbonaceae. Gene Ontology annotation, biological process: proteolysis. The record is from RefSeq and is a predicted model, not a curated record. Gene Ontology annotation, molecular function: cysteine-type peptidase activity.
AGCCCGACGACUGGUGGAGGCCAGAGUGGAGAGAAAAGUCCUUUUGCAGCCCCACCUGACCACCUCUUCCUCCUAUCAAUGGAUCGUUUCUUCCUCUCCGUUCUCCUUCUCCUCCUCUCCUCUCUGAUUCUUGCUUCAGCAACUGAUUCUACUGUUUCUUCCAAUGAACCGGAAGAUCUCUUAAUCCGCCAGGUCGUCGCUCAUGACGACGAUCUUCUCAUGAACGCCGAGCACCAUUUUACCAACUUCAAGAGUAAGUUUGGGAAGAGUUACGCUACUCGCGAGGAGCACGCUUACCGUUUGGGUGUCUUCAAGGCUAACUUACGCCGUGCAAGGCGUCACCAGAAACUUGACCCCUCUGCCGUUCACGGUAUCACUCAGUUCUCCGAUUUGACGCCGGCGGAGUUCCGCCGGACUUACCUCGGCUUGAAGCGUCUUAGGAUCCCUGCCGAUGCUCACAAGGCUCCGAUACUCCCCACCAACGAUCUUCCAACAGAUUUUGACUGGAGAGAUCAUGGCGCCGUCACUGCGGUUAAGAACCAGGGUUCUUGCGGAUCGUGUUGGUCAUUCAGCACUACUGGAGCCUUGGAAGGAGCUAAUUUCCUGGCUACUGGAAAGCUAGUUAGCCUUAGCGAGCAACAACUCGUGGAUUGUGAUCACGAGUGUGAUCCAGAUGAACCAGGCUCAUGUGACUCAGGAUGCAAUGGUGGGCUAAUGACUAGUGCCUUUGAAUACACUUUGAAAACUGGUGGACUUAUGCAGGAGGAAGAUUACCCUUAUACUGGAACUGACCAUGGUACCUGUAAAUUUGACAAGUCCAAGAUUGUUGCAUCAGUUGCUAACUUCAGCGUUGUCUCUCUUGAUGAAGAUCAAAUUGCUGCAAAUUUAGUGAAAAAUGGUCCUCUUGCAGUGGGUAUCAAUGCAGUUUUCAUGCAGACAUACAUAGGUGGAGUUUCAUGCCCAUACAUUUGCUCAAGGCGAUUGAAUCAUGGAGUACUUCUGGUGGGAUAUGGUUCUGAAGGUUAUUCUCCCAUUCGCAUGAAGGACAAGCCAUAUUGGAUCAUAAAGAAUUCCUGGGGGGAAAGCUGGGGAGAGAAUGGGUACUACAAGAUAUGCAGGGGCCGUGAUGUUUGUGGGGUGGAUUCCAUGGUCUCAACUGUGGCGGCCAUUCACACCACCCCUAAGUAGAUUAUGGAGUUACUAAGAUUCAUCACACUGGCUCCGGUGUACAUAAGUGUGAUAUGUAUAUUGCGACUAUCUUGUACUUGGUCUCAUGAAUCCUUAGAACCUCGUUGAUCAUGAAUUAUGAAUCCUGAUUACAUUCUUAAGCAGGGAUUUAUGUUUUUAGACGGCCUCAGAUGCAAUGCAUGACUAUCAUCUACUAUCCCAUGUUGAUGUGAAUGUUUUGGUACUUACAUGAAAUAAGACUGUCCGUGGAGGCACCUAAGAGAACUGAAA